AUGCCGUCAUUCGCUUUCUGGAAGAGCUCCAAAGUCGAUCUUACGAAGACACCACUGCUUACUGAGGAUGUUGCGACUGAGCAACCCAGUAUCCUCAUUCCUUUGGUAACAAAGGACUUGGACCUGAAUCCAGAUGGCGAAGAUUCCGGUGUCUUCCUUUUUGACGAUGACGCCAUGCCACUACAAUCACCACGACCUGACCUAGUAUUAGAGACCGAGCCGCUUAUUGCAUCGCCAUCUGCUGCUGAACAAGAUCUUUCGACGAGGGAGUCGGAGCAAGAAGUCCACUCCAAAGUCAAAAACUACUCGAAGAAGUUGAUUUCCACCGACAAUGAUAAUCCGCCAGCACCACCACCCAAAUCCUCGUCAUCAGGGCAACUCCAAUGUGCUACUGCAGCGGAUGAGUCGCGUACCAUCAUCAACGAAGAGCGAUCGGAAGCUCCCCAACGGACUCAAGAAAAACUUCCAAAACAGCUGGAACCUUUGUCUUCCUCUCUUGAACGGUCCCCCAACCACGAAAACUCCCCCAAAAGACCAGUACCAUCCGCAAUGGACAAAACCUCGACUCAAUCCCACGACCGAGACUCCGGCGUGUACGUCUCAGACGACGAAAAUCUACCACCACAAUCGCGGCCCGCAUCUCUUGCGCUCAGUGACUUCAACCAGCGAUCAAGAAAUGCAUCCGUCUCUUCAAAGCACACUGCUUCAACGUCGACGUCUUCGCCUCGGCAACGCACAGAUUCAAUCGCACGUUUGAAGCGACCCGCAGAGCUGAACCUGGGAGCAAACCCAGUAUCCGACUCAUCCAAGCCACGCUCCGAGCUCGAGAAGCGGUACGAUUUGAUCCGUAAUUCAAAGACACAAUCGAAAGCCGCUCUGAGGUCACCCACCGCACUACUACAGGAACGACUGAACAUGUCGACGAAGAAAGAAAGGGUUGAGGAAGAAAAGACGCGUGUGUUUACACCACCGAGGCAGAUGACAAAUGGCUGCUGGCUGCCUGGUCCAGGUGCUCAGAUGGACGCGUUCACCAGCACAUCAGUUCGUGCGCGGACAGAAGCUGAAGGUCGACCUGCGUGGUGGUGCAAGGUCGACAAGCUCGUUGUGUUCGAUGGUGUCGACAUUAACAGCGAGGGAGACUUGAAGGUGUACACACGCACUAGCAAGGGUCUCAGCAUUGCACGUCGACGCGGCGAUAUGGAGACGAUUGUCAUUCCGAUGGACUGUGCACACUGUCAGGAGAUGUUGAACCGACAUGAGUGGAAGUACGACAUGCGCGUAUGUAAGAGAAAUGUAUGCUGGGAUUGCAAAGAGAGGUGCAAGUGGGAAUUGGAACAAGAGAAGCUUGUGCAUGAGGAGACAGCAGCCAAGGCGGAUGGCAACAGAUAUCGCGCGGACAGUGUCUUGCAAGACGAAGAGCCAGAAGAAGAACAUAUGAUGCAAAAGAUUGGUAUUGAGCAAGAACGGUCGAUGAGCCCGAUCGAAGCGAUGGGUGGAAUUGAGGAAAGACUAGAAAGUAGGUCGGUGGUCGCUUGA
This is a messenger RNA of Alternaria burnsii, 1536 nucleotides long. RefSeq lists its product as uncharacterized. Bases 1 to 1536 code for a protein of 511 amino acids. Lineage: Eukaryota; Fungi; Ascomycota; Dothideomycetes; Pleosporales; Pleosporaceae. The record is from RefSeq and is a predicted model, not a curated record. The transcript has a single exon.